This is a messenger RNA of Trichechus manatus latirostris (Florida manatee), 1890 nucleotides long. RefSeq names its product zinc finger protein 330 (gene NOAZFP). The record is from RefSeq and is a predicted model, not a curated record. NCBI's taxonomy places the organism in Eukaryota, Metazoa, Chordata, Mammalia, Sirenia, Trichechidae. Gene Ontology annotation, molecular function: zinc ion binding. The transcript is spliced from 10 exons. Gene Ontology annotation, cellular component: nucleus. Bases 226 to 1188 code for a protein of 320 amino acids.
UGACGUAAAGGGACAUCCGGUCCUGCUCCUAGUGUCCGCAGUCGCGUCAGUUCGCUUUCCUAGAUUUUUAGUGGAUUUUUCUGCAGAGUCCUGGCCCACUGCCUGGAUUUACUGCUGCCGCGGGGCGAUCCCACACUUUUCCCUGCCCCUUGGCGCCUGGAGUGAGGCGGCCUCCCGCGAGGGUGAGCGAGGUCGGCCCGGAGCACGCGCGAGUAAGACGACAAAAUGCCUAAAAAGAAGACUGGCGCGAGGAAGAAGGCUGAGAACCGUCGGGAACGUGAAAAACAGCUAAGAGCAUCAAGAAGUACCAUAGAUUUAGCUAAACACCCAUGUAAUGCUUCAAUGGAAUGUGACAAGUGUCAGAGGAGGCAGAAGAAUAGAGCAUUUUGCUAUUUUUGUAAUUCUCUUCAGAAGUUACCAAUUUGUGCACAAUGUGGGAAAACAAAGUGUAUGAUGAAAUCUUCAGACUGUGUCAUAAAGCAUGCUGGUGUUUACAGUACUGGCCUUGCAAUGGUGGGUGCAAUAUGUGACUUUUGUGAAGCCUGGGUUUGCCAUGGAAGGAAGUGUCUCAGCACACAUGCCUGUGCCUGCCCUCUCACUGAUGCCGAGUGUGUUGAGUGUGAACGGGGUGUGUGGGACCAUGGCGGCAGAAUAUUCAGUUGUUCUUUUUGUCAUAACUUUCUCUGUGAAGAUGAUCAGUUUGAGCAUCAAGCCAGCUGCCAGGUUUUAGAGGCAGAAACAUUUAAAUGUGUUUCAUGCAAUCGGCUUGGCCAGCAUUCUUGUCUACGUUGUAAGGCUUGUUUCUGUGAUGAGCAUACAAGGAGCAAGGUAUUUAAGCAGGAAAAAGGAAAACAGCCUCCCUGCCCUAAAUGUGGACACGAAACUCAGGAGACUAAAGAUCUUAGCAUGUCAACACGCUCCCUGAAAUUUGGCAGGCAGACUGGAGGUGAUGAGGGUGAUGAAGCUUCUGGGUAUGACGCCUAUUGGAAGAACCUUUCAUCUAACAAGUAUGGUGAUACCAGCUACCAGGAUGAGGAGGAAGAUGAGUAUGAAGCAGAAGAUGAGGAGGAGGAAGAAGAUGAAGGCGGAAAGGAUUCAGAUACUGAGUCAUCAGAUUUGUUUACUAAUUUGAAUUUAGGAAGAACCUACGCCAGUGGCUAUGCUCACUAUGAGGAACAAGAGAACUAGGAGAGCUGCUUGCCUUUUGGCGGCCGGUGUCAGAGGAGCAGGGGUGUGUGUGCUUGAUGAGUCAUGUGGGGAUGUUCCAAAGUCCCGUCACUUAGCCUUGUGCAAAAGGUUCUAGUCAUGCUUCAUGGGGCAAGGAGUGGGGCAUAACCAUUUUUAUAGCAACUCAUAUUCAGGCUUAUACGAAAAAAUGAGUUUCAGAUGGAAGGUUUUUAUUGAUCCAAGCAACUGAAACAUCAUGGAUUGGAUUAGUAUUGAUUUCAGUAAUCUAGUAGGUUUUGCCAAUUAGAUUCAUAUACAGGAUAAAGGAAUAGGAUGGUAAUAUAUUCAAAAUUAAAUUGCGAUUUUUAUUAAAAAACUGCUCAUCAGUUCACUCUGUCUGAUUUUGUAAAAUGUAAUGGGUAAAAUGAAUACUGCAUUUUUCCUUUUAUGUCCACAGAAUAAAAGUCACAUGUUGUUAUAUUCUAAAUCUUCAUUAAAUAUUCAUGUUAAGUAGUCAUGAUAUGUAUGUUUUAGUGGUUAACUUACAUUUAUCUUUUUCUUCACAGUAUAUGUCCAGAACAGUACCUAUUGUUAAUGCCUAAAUGUAUAGACAAAGGUGACUACUCAGCCAUUUUUCAGUGACACAAAUUCAAGAAUAGUAUUAUACAGAUGCUUUACCCAGGAAAUUUCAUUUUUCUUUGAAUAAAUCUCGUAUUUCACUUA